AUGCCUCUGCGACAGAGUCUGCUCAGUUUUGCGGCGGCGUUCGCGUCUCCGAAGAAGAUAGAUCCACAAUCUCAAGCACGACCAAAGAUGGCGCGUCAGGACAGCACUGCAUCGUCCAGCUCAUCCGAUGUAAUCGAGGUCAUGGCUACUGAGCCACCCGUCCAGCUUCCCACGCCAUCAGACACAGCUACAGAGGCUUCCAGUGUCUCUAGUCAACAAGGCACGUCAAAGAAGGCGUCACGACGCGACAGCAAACGUUUGUCCCGUGGCAAAAGCCGCCCAAGUCUAGCACAAUCACAAAAGAAGGAGCAAGCAAAGGAUAGGACCGUGUCUGGAGAGACCCUCGUCAACAGUGCCAGCGCCAGCCAGGAUAGCUUGGUCAAGAGUGGCAUCGAUAAAUUGAAUCUUCCCUGGAACAUGAGUGACGUCUUCGCGAAAGGCAGCAAAGCCGACUUGCUCGAAACUGCUGCAGAAGACGACGCUUCAAGUCAGAAGAGCAAAGUCCCUACUGCAGAGGACAGCGAGCAGGAAGAUGAUGACGAUGAGGACGACGAGGAAAGAGCCGCGAGAGCAGCUGCCAAAAGGGCCAAGAUGGCCGAAAACAACAAGCUGUGGGAGAAACGGCGGAAGGCGGCCGCAAAGAAUGCUACGCGCAAGUCAUCGCGAGCCUCUAUGCUCACAAAGGUCGGGGACUUUGCAGAGAACGUUCUCGAGAAGCGAGCCUCCCGUGUCAGCGAGCUGAAGAGCCUCGUCCGUUCGCGCAGCGCUUCGGACGCGCAGAUCCUAGACAACACAGUGGACGGGCCCGACGCUAAAAAGCGUCGCGUCAGUAGUGGUGCUACACUCACAAGCAGCGAAUCUGCCCCAGUGCUUUCCAGCAAGAAGCCGCAGCGGGCGCCCAAGGACAAGAAGUGGCUGAUAUCUGGUCUCUAUGCUGGCCAGCAGCGGAGUUUCGAUGCAAGGCACCAUGGUGGCAGCAACAAGAAACGUAGGAGCGAGGUCGCGGAUAGUGACGAGAAGAAGGAGAAUUCUACUCUGCCUUUGCCGAUGUUCUUGGGAGAGAGACUUCUCAAGGAAGGGCGCGAUUUUAAGCUCCCAUUCGAUGUCUUCUCCCCUCUUCCACCAGGGCAGCCGAAGCCGGAUGAAUGGCGGAAGUCCAACAAGAAUUUGUUUGUGGGCGAUGCGGCUGCAGAGUGGCGUGUCACAAAGCCGAUGGAAUAUUCUGCAUGCCUCUGCAAAGCCGAGACAGGAUGCGAUGCGGACUGCAUGAAUCGAUACAUGUACUACGAGUGUGAUGAGAAGAACUGCAACCUGACUGCUGAGCAAUGCGGCAACCGAGCCUUCGACGACCUGCGCAAACGGGCAAAGAAAGGAGGCAAGUACAACAUUGGUGUCGAGGUAAUCAAGACUGUCGAUCGAGGCCAUGGCGUGCGAAGCAAUCGCACCUUUGAGCCAGAUCAGAUCAUUGUGGAAUAUUCUGGGGAGAUCAUAAACCAGGAUGAAUGUGAUCGGCGCAUGAAGAAGGAGUACAAGUCAAACGAGUGCUACUACCUUAUGCUGUUCGAUCAGAACAUGAUCAUUGAUGCAACAACAAAGGGGUCGAUCGCACGAUUUGUCAACCAUUCGUGCAAUCCAAAUUGCCGAAUGGAGAAGUGGACAGUCAGCGGCAAGCCGCGAAUGGCUCUCUUUGCAGGCGAUCGGGGCAUCAUGACUGGCGAAGAGCUCACGUACGACUACAACUUUGAUCCCUUUAGCCAGAAGAACGUCCAGGAAUGUCACUGUGGCGAGCCACAAUGUCGAGGCUUUCUGGGUCCCAAGCAGAAGAAGGAGGAGCGCAAGAGCGAGGAGAAAGAGAAUGCACAGCCUAAAUCUCCUAAGAAGAGCCUCAAACGCAAAAUGGUGGAGGUCGUCGAAGAGGUCGUCGAAAGAGUCACGAAGAAGCAGAAGACAGACUCACAGGUUGUGCUGAAGAGCAAAGCAGCAAAAACCAGGGUCUUUGCAACUGCGACAAGCCCGGCGAAGAAAUCAUCAGCCUUGGGAGCGAAAGUCAAGGCAGUCGCAAAGGCCGUCCGGGGAGGUUCCAGCAGCCCCAUGAAAGCAACAUCAGGGCUUGCGCGGAAUCCCUCCAAGCUCAAGAGAAUGGUGCAAAGCACAAAGGAAGCGACUAGCAAGGCCAAAGCUAGUGCGUCUGCCGGUAUUCAGAAGAGCCGCAGUACAAAACGCGUCGUUUCUUCGACUUCGGCUACGGAAGCACUGAUUGAGAAGGAAGUCUCUGAGGAAAAGACAUUGAAGAAGGUACUGGUCAAGAGCAAGACCGGCGGCGUGAAGGAUAAUGAAGUCAAGACGGUCCGUGGCCGCGAGUCUGGUCGAAGUCGCACGAUGCGCGUCAUCGAUGGGGAGCAAUAA
Molecule: messenger RNA, 2406 nt
Organism: Cyphellophora attinorum
Lineage: Eukaryota; Fungi; Ascomycota; Eurotiomycetes; Chaetothyriales; Cyphellophoraceae
Product: Histone-lysine N-methyltransferase ash1
Exons: 2
Coding region: 1-2406 (801 amino acids)
Biological process (GO): regulation of DNA-templated transcription
Cellular component (GO): nucleus; chromatin
Molecular function (GO): protein binding; histone H3K36 methyltransferase activity
Source: RefSeq, a predicted model, not a curated record